Messenger RNA from Crotalus tigris (Tiger rattlesnake), 3944 nucleotides. RefSeq names its product CDP-diacylglycerol--inositol 3-phosphatidyltransferase (gene CDIPT). The transcript is spliced from 6 exons. NCBI's taxonomy places the organism in Eukaryota, Metazoa, Chordata, Lepidosauria, Squamata, Viperidae. Bases 146 to 793 code for a protein of 215 amino acids. Gene Ontology annotation, biological process: phosphatidylinositol biosynthetic process. Gene Ontology annotation, molecular function: CDP-diacylglycerol-inositol 3-phosphatidyltransferase activity. The record is from RefSeq and is a predicted model, not a curated record. Gene Ontology annotation, cellular component: Golgi apparatus; membrane.
UAGGGUAGGGACGCCUCUGGCGGCGGGAGGGCGCCUGGGAGGGGUGCGAUGGGUAUCGCCUGAUCUCAGCCUUGCCUUGGACUUGGGACUAAGGCUGGUUUUGCAGAGCAUCUUCGAUCUGCGCAGAGCCACUGCCGUCAGCAAGAUGAAGCAAGAGAAUAUUUUCCUCUUCGUUCCCAACCUCAUUGGUUAUGCUCGUAUAAUCUUCGCUUUUAUUGCUUUUUAUUAUAUGCCAACUUCCCCCUUGCUGGCAUCAUUCUUCUACCUACUUAGUGGCUUCCUUGAUGCCUUUGAUGGCCAUGCUGCCCGGGCUCUUAACCAAGGAACCCGCUUUGGGGCCAUGCUGGACAUGCUGACUGACCGCUGUGCUACUAUGUGUCUGCUGGUGAACCUAGCUAUGCUCUAUCCAGAGUCUGCCCUCUGGUUUCAGCUGAGCAUGAGCCUGGAUGUGGCCUCCCAUUGGCUACAUCUCCACAGCACUGUGGUGAAAGGUGGAGAAAGCCAUAAGAGUAUUGACUUAACAGGAAAUCCGAUCUUGAGAGUGUAUUACAACUCACGGCCUGUUCUUUUCAUUAUGUGUGCUGGUAAUGAACUCUUCUACUGCAUGUUAUACUUGUUGUGUUUCGGUGAAGGGUCAGAAAUCCUGUCAGGAUACGCUGGACUCUACCGCCUGAUUCUGUGGGUUUGUACCCCCAUUGCCAUCACCAAGAGCUUCAUCAGCUUAAUUCACUUGGUCUCGGCCUCGUGCAAUAUGGCUGCCUUAGAUGCUGCUGAACGGGCAAAGAAGAUGUAGGAUUUCAAAGUUGUGGGAAGGAACUCCCCUAAGUCUUCCAGAGUGAUCAGCUCCCAAUCUUCAUGAUGAAGGAAUGAGAUCUUUGCCUUAGAUCAGUCACGCCGGUUGUACAGUUUUUCUCUGAUGUGUUCACUUCACCUUCCCAUGAUGCUUUUGCAAUAUCUGUGUGGGGCAAUAGAAUAGCUCCUGCUCCUCCUGGCUUCUUUUGGUUUUACUCCCAUAAUAAUAUGAAACUUGAGUUAAAAAUUGGCUGUUGAGGAGGAUCCUGAUCCACCAUUUUGAGGGGCAGCUGAAGAGCUUGUCGUUUUGCAAUUGAAAGCUUUUUUACCUCACACUUUUGGGGUAUCUUUGGGGAAAACGAAAUAUAGGACUGCACUUGUCUUGAUAUAAUAAACCAAACUAGGAUUUUGUUGCCCAAAAAUCAAGAAGAUCACAUCUAAACACCUUUUGAAAUCUGGACUAGGUUUUUUUGUGUUCCCAAACUGUAUAGGACCAGAUCUCUGAAGAGGAGAAUGUAUUAAUCCCCUGCAUUCUGUAAAUAUAUCUAGUAAGACAUGGAGCAACCAUUUGGAUGUAAUUUAUUUUGGGCAAUAUGAAUACACAGUUUUAAAAAGGAUAUAGUAUUGGUAGGCUACCUAUUGACCCUGGAGGUCUUAAGAUCAUAUCUUGCAUUAUUUCCUUGGAAUUAUCUCUGAACGUUCAGUUUAACUUUUGUACUUUAGCUCAUGAUCCAGAUUAUCUGCUCUUUUCUCUUGUAAUUUUUUUUAUUAGAAAUACAUAGACAAGAGGUGGCAAAUUGCUUCAUUUCUCAAGCAGUUUAGAUUGACUGUAGCUGAAGCUAUACUUUCCUUUUCUUCAGUCAUGUCAUUGUGGUGUGCAAUAUUGAAGUGAACUAAAUAAGUACAACUUUCACCAUCAGUUUCGCCCUUCUGGAGUCCUGUCUGACUUUUCCACGAUUCUGACAUUUGCCAGUGGCAGAGAUGUAUUUACCUAUUUAUUUUCUCCAAGAUUUGGAACAUUCAGUACUUUCCUGAGGUAGUUAGUAACUCAUUUAUAUAGACUCGUUUAUCUUCUUUCUUUCCUCGUUGGUUUCUGCAUUAGCGCAUUAGCAAGCUCUCCUACUGUGGCUUUCAGCAAGAAGUUUACAUUACCAUGGUAGCCCCCUACCUAUUAAAGGUCUUCUUCUUCCUUUCUCACAAAAGCUGGCUUUUCAUGCUUGUAUUAGGACCCAGAAGUCAAGAGAAAUAACAGAUGGAGAUGAAGGAGGCAGGGUUUUUAAUUUAUUAAACAAAUUUAUGGCUGCCCAACUGACACAUGGUGACUCUGGGGGGCUUACAGAAUUAGAAAUUCACAAUAUAAUUACCACCUUGGGGCCAUAAUAGAAGAGAGAUAUCUAAGCCCUAAGGCAGGGGUAGUCAACCUUGGCUCUUUUAUGACUCAUGGAUUUCAACUUCUAGAAUUCAGGAAUUCUGGGAGUUGAAGUCCACGAGUCAUAAAAGAGCCAAAGUUGACUACCCUUGCCCUAGGCAUAGCUUAAUUGUCUGGUAGUUUAAGCAAAAGGUACGGUAAUUCUUUUUGCUUAAACUGCAAGGAGACCUCUGAAAUUGAAAUGGUUAUUUUUGUCCUUCCUUGUAAUAUUCUCACCCUGCCUCCUCCAGACAGGGGCUGAUCUUAACAACUCUCCUAAAUCCACAGUGGUGUUGCUGCACAUUUCAAACCUGAGUGUCUGCAUAUUGUAUAUAGAUUUUUAAAGUGUAAAGCUUUUGUCUGAUAAAAAAAACACCUCUUUUUCUUGCAACAAAAUUGAGAUUAUGGUCAUCUGAUUGUCUUGAUUUGGUUGUCUCUGAUUAUUUAUGGAAGGAUCUGGAUGAACAACCAAGAUAAAUAUGGCAAAUAUUCCUAGCUCUGUAUUUAAUGGUUUUCUGGAGACCAAGAAGAUUGACCACCUGGUCAAGAGGAGAAUAAAUGUUUUCAGUAUAACAGAAGCCAACAUUCGUGAAUCAGAGGAGCCAUAAAUAGGCUGAUGUCUGCAGAUUAAGCCUCUUUGUCAACAAGACCUAAGGGAGGAAGCAGAAUGAAGAUAAAAGAGGCAGUCUGUUGCCCUGCCAAGACCCAAAUCUUGCCAAGACACCUCUUCCAUUCCCAAGAGACUGCAGAAAUUAAAGUCAAAUUGUUACAUGUCAUUUUGUUUUCCUAUCUUAAAGGGCCUAAAGAACCACAUUUGGAUAAAGGCCUUGUUACCAUAGUUGCUACCGUAACUUGUAAAAUCUUUAGAACACUUUGCAGCAGUGAUUAACAUUUUUUUCCUGUAAUGUUACAGAUGUCCCAAAAUAUAAAAGUGAUUAAAAAUCUGAAAUUUUGAUCAUCUUAAUUUUUUAACACAGUAAUCAUUUUGAGGGUCUGUGAACAUUAAAGCUAACUCGCGCUGAUACAGGGAGAACCUGCAAAAACCUGCAUUAAAGAUUAAUUCCUCUCUUACAGGAUAAUGUUCUGUAUAGGCACUGCACUUAUUAAGAUGGACUCAAAAGGUCCACUAAGCACAGUAACCUAAGAGGUGUAUACAAACUCAAUGCAAUCAUGCUUAAUGCUAAGUAGGGCUGGGCAAUGUGAUAAUUGGGCAACAGAACUUCGAGAUGGCUCCCUUAAGAUCCACCAACUCCUUGCCUUGCUCAACUUCUUAGAAGACACAAAAAAUAGGAAGCUGGAUAUUGCAAAAGACCGAGUUGAUAUAUUUAGUUGGAGUCCUGCCGUUGAACCUCACCGAAGUGCUCAAUUUAUCCUCUGGUAAAUUAUUGGUUUGUGACUAUUGUGUCCAUCAUUUUGUAAUGUGGCUGGAGCUGUUUCAAGAUUUCUACAGCAAGCUUCCUUUUGGGUUCCAUAUGUUAUUUUAUGCUUUGUGUCUGCAUUGAGACAUUGGCUCGUGAGGACAAUGUUUUCCAAAUCUUGGCUGCAUCUGUUAGUUGCAUUAUAAUUUGCUCACUUCUCCUGGGGUCUUAUUUAAAAUUUCUGCUCCAGUAAUUUCAGCCAACCGUCUAAAAAUGCCUGGGUGAUGUAGAAGCCAAAAUUGUUGGUACCCGAAGCUAUGUAAUUGCUGGCUAUGACUCAUAGAAACAGAAUAAUGUGAGAAAUAAAUACAUCUGCUUUAACAAGA